Messenger RNA from Raphanus sativus (radish), 1407 nucleotides. RefSeq lists its product as uncharacterized. Lineage: Eukaryota; Viridiplantae; Streptophyta; Magnoliopsida; Brassicales; Brassicaceae. The record is from RefSeq and is a predicted model, not a curated record.
GAGUCGUGUCUUCUUCCCUUUUGUAAAUCACCUGAAGAGGAUCCUUUCAAGCUGGAAGCACUUGCGAUUCAUCUUCUUCUCUGCUCUUCGAUCCCGUAGUGAGGAGAACAAAGAAUGGCGUUUGCUAAAAUGUUUUUUCUUUUCAGCAAAUUUCAGCAGGGUGUUGGUGUUCUAGCAAAGAGUACCACUUUUGCCAAGAAUCCACGGCAACUGCAAUAUGAAGCCGAUAUUAACAAGCUUUUUAUGUUUACAAGCUAUAAUCGUUUGGGACGAGAUGCUGAAGAGGCUGAUGCAGAAGAGAUCAUUGAGAUGGCUGGCAAAGCCACUUUAUCUGAGCAACAGAAGCAAGUACAAGAGAACAUUCACUACCAGCUCGAAAACUUUUGUGCUUCCAUGGACGAGAUUCUUCUUCUUCUUCCUCAUAAAGACAAAACAGAGGAGCUAAACGAGUCAGGAUCAGAGCUUUCGCCAACUGCAGACAAGACAGUAGUUCCUGAGACUAAGCCGCUUAAACUUGCUGAAAUCUCGAAGCUAUUAAAGGAUAGGAUUGGGUACACCCUCGAGAUCAAACCAUCCUUAAUACCUCACAAAGACGCAGGUCAAGGUUGUUUCAUAGAAGGUGAAGCAGACGUGGGAGCUGUCUUAGCCUUCUACCCUGGUGUGAUUUAUUCUCCUGCUUUCCACAGAUAUAUCCCCGGGUAUCCAGAUGUCGAUGCACAUAACUCAUAUCUGAUCACGAGGUAUGACGGGACGGUAAUAAAUGCUCAGCCUUGGGGUCGUGGAGGAGAAUCACGGCAAGUAUGGAACGGCUCUUUCACAACGCCUGAGGUUAGAACAGAUGCUAAAACCGUGGAGCACGGUUCAGACAAGGAAACCAAGAUUCUGACUAAGCCGCUCGAAGCUGUUGUUGAAAUGAGAAACCCGUUGGCGUUCGGUCAUUUCUUGAAUCACCCGGGCAAAGAUAUGGAUCCUAAUGUCAUGGUUUGUCCGUAUGACUUCCCUUUGUCAGAGAAUGGGAUGCGAGCUUACAUUCCAAAUGUAGCUUACGGAAAUGCAGGAGAGGGGAAGAUGAUGAAAUUUGGAGGCUUGUCGUUUAAGACCGGGAGUAGUAGCAGUUUGGAUGCUCCUGUACUUAAGACGGUUGUUCUGGUGGCUACAAGAGCGUUGUGCAAUGAAGAAUUGUUGCUGGAUUACAGUCUGAGUAACUCCGAGAGAAGACCAGAGUGGUAUACUCCAGUUGAUGAAGAGGAAGAUGGAAGGAGAUAAAAGCUGAAGUCUAGUUUCUUGGGAACGAGAUUCAUAGUGUGAUGAAAAAGUUGCAAUUGCAAGACUUGUUUUAUCUAAAUACAAGAAUACAAUCAAAUAAAACAAGGUUAUAUUUCUCUCAAAAUCAAAAAAGUUACAACA